UGUUUUUCCACUAGUUUUGAUUUUCGGUCGAACUGAAUGUCUGCUAGUGAGGUUCAUAGACCCUUACUGAUCGAGUGGUGCGUACUUCUAGAUCAGUUUCUGAUUAAAUCUAUCACUGUAACUACUUUGCCAUUAUGUUUAAAUAACGGAGGAUGUGCUUUUUACAUUUUUGAAUGUAUGUCAUGACUUCCGGUGUAUUCUAGGUUAUUGCACUAACACGUGCAAUAGACAGAAGUAAAGAAAAUGGAGAAUGACAAAGACUGCCGACUCUCAAAAUCAUGUAACCAGAAAAUUGAGGAUGAUGGGAGUUUGCCAUCAUCUACGUAUAUUAUUUUCUUUAUAUUAAUUAUCGAUUUGCUAGGAUUUACAGUUAUUCUGCCUUUGUUGCCUGCCAUAUUUGAAUAUUAUGACUCUAAUGAAAAGGAUCAUCUGUAUCAUUGGAUGGAUGAGAAAGUACACUAUUUUCAAAAUUAUUUUGGAUCUCCAGCUGAAUUCAAUAAAGUUUUAUUUGCAGGAUUACUUGGAUCUGUAUUUUCAACCUUGCAGUUUCUUGCUGCACCUAUUUUUGGGUCUAUAUCUGAUGUAUAUGGUCGCAAACCAGUAAUAAUUAUAUCAAUGGUUGGCAUUGCGGUAUCUCAUGCUAUUUGGUGCUUUGCUGAUUAUUUCUAUUUAUUUGUUAUUGCUCGAAUUGUUGGUGGAUUAAGUAGAGCAAAUAUUUCUCUUUCAACUGCGAUAGUUACAGACCUGUGUUCUGAAAAGAAACGUGGAAAAGGAAUGGCACUUAUUGGUAUAGCUUUUGCUAUUGGAUUUAUUGUUGGACCUAUGAUUGGUGCAGUAUUUGCGUCAAGAGCUGUAAGAUCAGAAAAUUUCUACUUUUUACCUGCAAUAUUUGCACUGGUUAUGGCAGCAACUGACAUUGUAAUUCUUAUCUUCUGCUUUAAAGAAUCUCUUCCAAAGGAUAAAAGGGCCUCCUCUAUUGGGCAAGGUCUUGCAGAGGCAUAUCAAUUUAUUAAUCCUCCAUCAUUGUUUUCAUUUAGUCCUGUGAUAGAUAUUCAGCCAGAAGAAAAGAGAGCUUUACAGAAAAUUGGGUUAAUUUAUUUUCUAUUCUUGUUUAUAUAUUCUGGAUUGGAAUAUUCCUUAAGCUUUUUAACGCACAUGCGAUUUAUGUUUACAAGUAUGCAACAAGGCAAAAUGUACUUAUUUAGUGGUUUGAUAAUGAUAGUUAUUCAAGGUGGGUAUGUACGAAGGAUACCAGCAGGAAAGGAAAUUGGAUCAGCAGCAGUAGGUGCAUUUCUGAUCAUUCCAGCUUUUGUACUUAUUGGUAUGUCAAAAAGCAUAGAAGUACUGUAUCUUGGCCUAGCACUUUAUGCAUUUGCAUCGGCAACUGUCGUUCCCUGCUUAACAACUAUUGCCUCCAAGUUUGGAUCUUCUAGACAGAAAGGCACAGUACUUGGAAUUUUUAGAUCUCUUGGGUCAUUAGCAAGAGCUUUUGGGCCAGUUGUUUCGGCCAUUGCAUAUUGGAGUUUGACUCCUACAGUGUCAUACUGCAUUGGUGGAAUUCUACUCAUUGUGCCACUGAUUUUGAUUUUAAGUUUGAGGAAAGAAUUAUCAAGACAGACAGUGAAAGAGGACUGAUUUUUAAAUGUAUUUGAUACUGAUGUUUUUGACCAAUAUUUCUUGGGUAUUUACAUAAGCAAGUCUUUCUCAUUUUUUUUUCUUUUUUGUAAAAUAUAUUUUACUAUUUGUAAAUUAAAAUAUAUUCUAUUUCUUGAAAA
Molecule: messenger RNA, 1775 nt
Organism: Stegodyphus dumicola
Lineage: Eukaryota; Metazoa; Arthropoda; Arachnida; Araneae; Eresidae
Gene: rtet
Product: major facilitator superfamily domain-containing protein rtet
Biological process (GO): transmembrane transport
Cellular component (GO): brush border membrane
Molecular function (GO): transmembrane transporter activity
Source: RefSeq, a predicted model, not a curated record